AUGGUGUCAUCACUUGUUUCAUUGAUUUCCAAGAAAAUAAUCAAACCUUCUAUCCUCACUCCUCCUACUAAAAUACCUCACCAACUUUCAUUUGUUGAUCAAGUUAUGCAUAUGUCUAUUCCUAUGGCAUUUUUCUACCCAAAAAUUGGUAACUAUGAACCUACACAUGUGCCUCAAAUUCUUGAAAACUCACUCUCAAAACUUCUUUCAUUUUAUUAUCCUUAUGCUGGAAGAUUGAAUAAAGAUAAUGGUAAUUAUGUUGAUUGUAAUGAUAUGGGAGUUGAGUUAUCACAUGUUCAUGUACAUUGUCCCAUGUCUCAAAUUCUUAGACAACCAUACACCAAUAGUGAACAUGUUGUUUUUCCUGUUGAGCAACCUUAUGCCCACAUGAAUGAAGGAAAUUUAGCUACAACUCAAGUAAGCCAUUUUGAUUGCGGAGGUAUAGCAAUUGGUGGGUGCUUAUCACACAAGAUCGGAGAUGGUUGCACCACAAGCAAUUUCUUCAAUAAUUGGGGAAUUUUGACUCGUGAUAUUAAUGCAACACUUUCUCUCGCGCAUGAAUUAAAAGUUCAAAAUCCUACUCGCGUUGAAGUUGUGGGUGCACUUCUCUACAAAUGUGCUUUAGUUACCAGAGGAGUUAAUAACUCGGGUUCAUUUAAACCAUCUUCCCUCUUUUAAGUUGCAAAUAUGCGCCAUAGGCUCAAUCCACCUUUGUCUUUAUAACACAUGUGGAAAUAUAUUAUCUGGUUAUUUCGUGGAAACAAAUAACGAAAAAGACGAAAAUGGUAGGUGAAAUGAGGAAGGGGAAAUUGAAUCUUCAUCCUAAGGAAAGUGCCUUUGUCUUAGAGGUAGUUAAAUCAAUUAAAAAGGGGAAAACACCAUUUCAUAGCAAUGAUGAAGUUGAUAAUUAUUUUUGUACUAGUUUGAUUGAGUUUCCAUUAUAUAAAGUGGACUUUGGUUGGGGAAGGCCCAUUAGAGUGGGCAUGGGAGCUGGGCCUUUUGACAAGUUCUUCAUUUUAUUGGAUAACCAAAAGUGAAGGUGGAGUUGAAGUUAUAGUCAUGUUGGAUGAACAAAAUAUGGCUAUAUUUGAAAGAGAUUUAGAGCUUCUUGAGCUUGCUAGUCCAAUUACAAAUCUUUAAUUAUAAACUAUUUGAUUUUUGUGUUGUUUUAUGAAAUCUCCAAUGUGUG
This is a messenger RNA of Solanum pennellii, 1189 nucleotides long. Its product is annotated as acylsugar acyltransferase 3-like. The record is from RefSeq and is a predicted model, not a curated record. NCBI's taxonomy places the organism in Eukaryota, Viridiplantae, Streptophyta, Magnoliopsida, Solanales, Solanaceae. The transcript is spliced from 2 exons. Bases 1 to 678 code for a protein of 225 amino acids.